AUGCCUGCGAUGCACCCCAACCACAGAGAAGUCCUCGAGGAUAUGAUCCACACACGCCACUCCAAGCUGACGCUUGGACGCAUCGAGGAGAUCUUCAACGUGAUCUACGGCGUCGUCGAGCCGGAAGAUAUCAAGUUCAAGGACUUCGAGAAGGCGAUGAACAGCCUGGGCGCGCGCAAGAGCACCGGCGGAGGCUCUGUUCGAUCAUUUACGGCAGCCUGUUGGAAAGGCACCGUGCACGUACACCAGCCACACCCGUAUGACCACUACACGAAGAAGAACGCCGGGAGGCUCAAGGUUCAGUUGGAGUCCAGUGGAUUGACCCACCGGGUCAUUCGCCGUGAGGCCCGCAAGGCCGGCAUCUUCAUCCCGAAGCUGCCGUCCCAGUAG
Epithele typhae is the source of this 390-nucleotide messenger RNA. RefSeq lists its product as uncharacterized. The record is from RefSeq and is a predicted model, not a curated record. Lineage: Eukaryota; Fungi; Basidiomycota; Agaricomycetes; Polyporales; Epitheliaceae. Bases 1 to 390 code for a protein of 129 amino acids. The transcript has 5 exons.